AUGGCGUCCUCAUCAGCAACAUCGCCAGACACGCAGGUCACCUUGAAAAUCAACUUCGAGGGUAUGACUCGUCGCCACAAGCUUCCUCUGCGAGAUAUGGGUCCAAGCACUCUCGAGGACAAGGUCCGCGCUCUCCUGGCUCUCGCCUCGGACGCCAACGUCGUUCUGGAGAGAUACUCUGAUUCGGCUGGUUCGUACAUUACCCUCGACAAGCAAAACGUCUCGGUCUACAAGCAGCUUUACCGUGCCGCCAAGGCCAAGCAAAAACUCAAGCUUCGUGUCACCAAGUUGUCCGAGGAGAAGAUAGCCCCUAGGCCGGUUUCCGUAGAGGACGUCCCGGAGUCUAGCGCCCCCAAGGCCGAGGAAGAACUAAAGCCUGAAGCGACACAACCUCUGGUUGAUCUGAGGCAGUCUAACGUCAUCGAUGCCGAGCAGAAGAAGGAGCUGCCUACCAGCGACACCGGCCUCGACUUUGAGGCCUCUAUCCUGGCCUCUCUCUUGAGCAGGCACGCCAAAAUUAGCGACGAAGCGGUGCCGGCGGCUUCGGCUGAUAUCCCCGUCUCUGAGGGCAUCACAGGCCGCGAUCAGUGGUUUGCCAACGCCUCUGCCACAGAGGGUGCACCUUCACGGUCUUCUUGGGGUCGUUGCCCUGCUUUGAUGCACCCCAACACCAACUUUGCCGUGUGCUGCAACAGCUGCGACCAGACAGUUCCCGAUGCCCACUACCACUGCUCUACCUGCGACGACGGCGACUUCGACCUUUGCCAAAACUGCGUCGAUCAGGGCAUCACUUGUUACGGUGCCGACCACUGGCUCAUCAAGCGGAUCGUCAAGAACGGCCAAAUCAUGAACAGCACUACCGAGACGAUUGCCCCUAGGCCCAAGGCCAAGGUCGAAGAGCCUGCUCAGGUACCUGCCAAGGCGCCUGCCAACAUCAGCGAGCUUCUUCGUCCUGUGUUCAGCACCGCUCUGUACAGCAUGCGCACUUGCAACUGCUGCGUGACGGAGCUGCCCGAGUCCAGCUUCCUCCACUGCACAACCUGUGAGGACUUCGACUUGUGCCACGCAUGCUUCGAGAAGGACCUUCACGGCCAUAACCCCAAGCACCCCUUCGUUCCCGCAGUUGAGGGCGCCCAUGUCCCCAGCCACAUUGAGGUCAAGUUGGCGCCUGGCCGUAACCAGAGCCACAACGCCAUCUGCGAUGGUUGCGACAGGUACAUCGCUGGCGUCCGCCACAAGUGCCUCGACUGCCCCGACUGGGAUUACUGCGCUGACUGCAUUGUGAAUUCCAAGUUUGUUCACCCCAAUCACCGCUUCGUUCCCAUCUACGAGCCUCUCGCGGAGGUCCGCAGCCGUGCCGUCAGCCGUUCUGUCCAUUUCGGCAUUUGCUGCGACGGUCCCCUCUGUGCCCGCGCUCACGGCGCGCCUGCUUACAUCUCAGGUGUCCGGUACAAGUGCACCGUGUGUCACGACACGGACUUCUGCGCCAACUGCGAGGCUAGUCCCGCCAACACCCACAAUAAGACCCAUCCCCUUGUCAAGUUCAAGACGCCCGUCCGCCACGUCACAGUCACCACCACUGGCGAACGUGGAGAUGGCCAGCGUAUGCAGCAGAUGGGUGACCGCAAUGUCCGUCGCACUAGCUCCCGCUCUACGGAGACUACUGCCAGCGCUUCCAUCAACGUUCCUCAGACAGUUGUUGAUGUGAAGCCCACAGAGACAGCAAUGAAGGAGGAGAUCGUUGAGAAGGCCCCCGAGCCUGCUGUCAAGGAGGAGAUUGCCGAGCAGAAAUUUGUUGAGAAGGUUCCUGAGCCCGAACCAGAGAUCAAGAAGGAGGCCGAGCAGAAGCCUGCACCAAUCCCCGAAAAGCCCCUCACUGAACAGGACCUCCAGGCUGUGUUCGUCCGCGACACAGUUGCUGAUGGCACCGUCCUCCCGCCCAACACCGUUUUUGAGCAAACCUGGGUCCUCCGCAACGAUGGUGACGUUGCAUGGCCUGCUGGAUGUUCCGUCAAGUUCGUCGGUGGCGAUUACAUGGGCCAUGUCGACUCGAACCACCCUGCCGGCAUUUCCGAGCUUGUGUCUGCUUCCGAGUCGACCGUCUGCUACGCUCCUCUUGCCCCUGGUCAGGAAUUUUCUUUCAACGUUCUGCUUCGCACGCCGGCUCGUGAGGGCAAGAUUAUUUCUUACUGGCGUCUGACAACCAAGGACGGUCUCAAGUUCGGUCAUAGACUUUGGUGUGACGUCAGCGUCCAGGUUCCCAAGCCUGUCGCCGAGGAGCCCAAGGAGGAACCCAAGCAAGCCCCUGCGGAGAUGCAGAGCAGCAUCAUGAUCUUCCCCAAGCUUGAGAAGGAGUCACCGGUGUCCAGCAUUCACCAGGAAGUCAAGUCCGAGUCGGUUCCUGCCACCAGCUCCGAGGCGGAGGAGUUUGAGGAUUGUGGUGAGGAGGAUGAAUGGGAUGCUUCUGACGAUGGUUUCAUGACCGACGAGGAGUACGACAUUCUUGACGCCUCGGAUGAGGAGUUUCUCGAGGAGCAGCAGCGCAGACUUAGGAAGUGA
Molecule: messenger RNA, 2559 nt
Organism: Colletotrichum graminicola M1.001
Lineage: Eukaryota; Fungi; Ascomycota; Sordariomycetes; Glomerellales; Glomerellaceae
Exons: 2
Coding region: 1-2559 (852 amino acids)
Molecular function (GO): zinc ion binding
Source: RefSeq, a predicted model, not a curated record